Molecule: messenger RNA, 5302 nt
Organism: Cyprinodon variegatus (sheepshead minnow)
Lineage: Eukaryota; Metazoa; Chordata; Actinopteri; Cyprinodontiformes; Cyprinodontidae
Gene: ltbp1
Product: latent-transforming growth factor beta-binding protein 1-like
Molecular function (GO): calcium ion binding
Source: RefSeq, a predicted model, not a curated record
CCUGAGAAACUCCAAACAGUGUUCUUGUAGACUCCCCCUCCUGACGUCGUGUCUGCAGUCCUCCCCUCAGCUCCUCUGUCUGCACACUGAACCGGACCGGACCGAACCGAACCGCUGGGAGACUGACGGCUCUGCUCGGCCCCCGGCUCUUCGUGUCCUGCUUGAUUUGAAACUUUCUCUCCAGUCAGGAAGGACCUGGGUGGGAGGUCGCUGCUGCUCGGAGCUUUUUUUCUGAAUCCAAAGUUUUCUCUUCUCGCCUAAAGUGAAAGCGCCGGACCAAACGGACUCCUCCGAACUUUCUUCGGUUCCGCAUCGCAGUGGACAUGGUUUGGGUCAGAUGGGGCCUCCUGCUCUCCUUCGGCUUGUUUCUCUCGCCUGUCUGUAACUCGGCGGAGCGACAGCAGAGUCGGAGCGGCUUCAGGAGGCUGUAUGUGCUGCAGCCCGCUCCCGGGCCGGGACCGGGACAGCGGCCCGGUUCGGCUGCUGGGGAAGGCGCAGUGCGCCUCAGCUCCAUCUCUACGCGCCACGGCCCGUUUGGAGACAACUUGGCAUACAACGUUGAAGUCACAGGAAAGUUCGGCGGCCAGGUUCGCAACCGCAGGAUGGGGAACCCAGCGGCUGCAGCCCCUCAGCAGCAGGACCAGAACCAGAACCAGCUCAUGAAGCUGUCCGGUGUAAAUGUCUGUGGAGGACAGUGCUGCCAUGGAUGGAGUAAGACUCAGGGAUCGCAGAGAUGCACAAAGCCAAACUGCUUCCCUUCCUGCCAGAAUGGGGGAAUGUGCCUGAGGCCUCAGCUCUGCGUCUGCAAACCAGGCUCAAAGGGGAAGGCAUGUGAACAGACCACGGUGGCGGUGCCCUCCAAUCCGGUGAUUCCUGGGAGAGAAACCAACGGCGGCCACACUAAUGGAAACAACGUGGUACCGCAGAGGCCCAUACCUCAGCAGGUGCCCAUACCUCAGCAGGCGCCCCCUAAUGGUUACACCUCUUCCAAUAACUUGGCCCACAUGAAGCUAACGGUCAAGGCAGCCCCCCAGUUUGUGAGACCCCAUUAUAUCCAGCAACAUAUCCAGCAGCAAAUCCAUCCUGCGCCAAUACACCCUGGACAGAGCCAGCAGUACGUCAUCAAGCCUAAAUACUACCACACACACACCACACACACACAGAUGCGUGUUCAUCCCCAACCUGAGCGGCCAAUCCCUCUGACAGUGGGACACAACUCCCUCCAUGCACUGGGGAACCAGACAGGAAGGAUCAAGGUGGUCUUCACACCCACCAUCUGCAAGGUGACCUGCAUAGGAAGCAGAUGUCACAACAACUGUGAGAAGGGAAACACCACCACCAUCAUCAGUGAGAACGGCCACACCACAGACACGCUGACAGCUCCAAACUUCAGAGUAGUGGUGUGUCACCUACCGUGCAUCAAUGGGGGUAAAUGCAGUGCCAGGGACAAGUGCCAGUGUCCUCCAAACUUUGUGGGAAAGUUUUGCCAAAUGCCAGUUUAUGGUGGAUCCCAGCAUCAUCAUCAGCAGCAUCAUCAUCAGCAGCAUCAUCAGCAGUCCUCAGCAGCCUACAGCCAGUCUCAGAUCCUCUCUACUCAUAGCCUGCCGCUAACAUACAGUCAUGGACAGAACCCUGUGUUCAGCUCAGGAACGGUCAACAUUCACAUCAAACACCCUCCAGAAGCCUCGGUUCAGAUUCACCAGGUAUCCAAGCUGGACAACUACUCCAUCAACGGGCAGCACGGGUCCAGCUACAACUAUCACCACUCUGAAAGCAGCCAGAAGAUCCAGCAGCAUGGCCACCCUAACCAGCAGGGCCAAAAGGUUCUCCAGUACCACCAGCCUGCCACCUCCAAGAACACACUGGGCCGCUGCUUCCAGGAGACCACAGCUGCCAUCCCUCUGAUCAACUGUCCUCCAGGAUAUAAGAGGAUCAACAGUUCGCAUUGCCAAGAUAUGGAUGAAUGCCAGCUGCAGAGUGUUUGCUCUAAUGGAGAGUGUCUGAAUACUCUGGGUAGUUACAUGUGCACAUGUAAACCUGGCUACAGCCCCGACUCCACUCUCACCUCCUGCAUACCCAACACACCCACCAUCCAGGAAGAAAAGGGUUCUUGCUUCCGCUUGGUCAGCUCGGCAAGGCAAUGUUUACACCCGGUAUCUGCCCAGCUGAGCAAACAGCUUUGCUGCUGCAGUGUGGGCAAAGCCUGGGGCCCUCACUGUGACAAAUGCCCCCAUCCUGGAUCAGCUAAGUUUAAAGAAAUCUGCCCUGGUGGAAUGGGCUACACCAUUUUACCAAACCCUCCUGUAAACAAACCAGUGACUGUGAUUACGGAGCCACAGGAUUGGUCAUCCUUUCAACCCCUCCCAACACCAGAGAAACCAGUGGAGGCUUUUGGGACAACAGAGGAGAUUCUACCAGAAGUUGUUGAAAAGACGUCUCCUCCUGCACCAGUGAAGAUCCUCCCAUCCAACGCAGGGCAGGACAUCGCACCCACGCAAUUUGCAGAGGUGGAUGAAUGCCAGAUCAACCCUGACAUAUGUGGACAAGGGGUUUGUUACAACACAGUGGAGGGCUACACCUGCCACUGUGACGUAGGAUACCACCUGGAUGACAGCCAGGCCACCUGUGUGGAUAUUGAUGAGUGUGAAAACAAGACGGUUUGUCCUUCAGGGAUUUGCUACAAUGAGCCAGGAGGCCAUAGCUGUGGCUCCUGUCCUGAUGGCUUUGUCGGCCAUGAAGGUCACUGCAUUGGUAGGUCUGACCCUGUUCAUAAAGUCUGUCCAAAUUGUUAUCCUGUGCUUUCCUGUCAUGUUUGCAUCUUACUGACAAUGUGGUAAGAUAACCUUUGUACCACUUCAGAUAUAGACGAGUGCCAAGAUGAGCGAGUGUGUAUCAGAGGCCAGUGCCUGAACACCGAAGGCUCCUUCCUGUGCCGCUGCUCGCCAGGCUUCCGGUUGUCCUCAACUGGAGACGAGUGUGAUGAUGUGGAUGAGUGUCAGGAGGAAGCCUCUCCUUGUCAGGAUGUGGGAGAGUGUGUGAACAAUGUCGGCUCCUACACCUGCAUCUGCCCUGAGGGUUACAAACAGAUCAGCAGCACCAAUUGCACAGAUGUGGAUGAAUGUGCGGAAGAACUUUGCUCCCCUCAUGGAACGUGUCUGAACACUGAAGGCUCCUAUCUGUGUGUGUGUGACAGUGGAUUCGCUGCCAGCCUUCAUUCGCCUUCUUGUGAUGACAUUGAUGAGUGCGGGCUUAACGAAACACGGUGUGGACCCCACGGUGACUGUGAGAACAGACUGGGCUCUUUCUAUUGUCAUUGUGACCAAGGCUACCAGGUGGCUCAGGAUGGCCAGACCUGUGAAGAUGUGAACGAGUGCGAGCUUCUGAGUGGUGCGUGUGGAGAGGCAGAGUGCAUGAACAUGGACGGGUCCUUCCUCUGUGUGUGUCCCAAAGGACAGGAGUACAACGUUGUGAUUGCCAAGUGUGAGCCCAUCCAGACAGGCCCUUUGGUGGAGCGGAAGGAUUGCUACUACCAUCUUAAUGAUGAGAACCUGUGCGAGAGUGUGCUGAGCAGCCAUGUCACGCUACAGGAGUGCUGCUGCACUCUGGGAGCAGGGUGGGGGGAUAACUGUGAGGUAUACCCUUGUCCUGUUAACGGUACAGACCAGUUCAACCAGAUGUGUCCUUCUGGAAGAGGUUUUAUUCCCAAUGAAGAUUUGUUAUAUGGAAUAACCCUCCCUAACAGUUACAAAGAUGUAGAUGAAUGCAAACUGUUUGAUAAGGAGGUGUGUAAAGGUGGCUACUGUGGGAAUACAGAAGGAAGCUAUGAGUGCUACUGUACCAGCGGACACUACUACGAUCCAAUCAAGCUGGAAUGUACAGAUGUCAAUGAGUGUUUGGAUGAGUCCAUUUGUGGAGGGGAAGAAUGUUUGAACACGGAAGGUUCAUACAUUUGCUUAUGUAAACCCCCAAUGGUGCUGGAUCAAAUCUCUAAUCUCUGUGUCGAAGAUCUCCAGCUGCCUGAGCAACCAACGAUGGAGAUGCAGAAUUAUGAGGAGAUCUGCUGGCAAAAAGUAACAGAAACCAAGGUGUGCAUGGAUCCUCUGAACCCCUACAAAAAGACAACCUUCACUGAGUGCUGCUGUCGGUACGGAGAGGGCUGGGGAUUGGACUGUGCCUUAUGUCCGGACCGAAACUCAGAUGACUAUGCGUCCAUGUGUAAUAUUCCUUUGGGUGGGAGGCGGCAGCCAUACGGUCAGGACGCCCUCGUUGCCGGUUCAGUCCAUGAGUACGAAGUGGACCCAGACUACUUGACUACAAGUGAUGAGAAGAAUGUCCAAAACUUUUAUGAAAAUGAAGAGUAUCGUUACAGUGCAUUUGAGGGCUUGCAAGCAGAGGAAUGCGGGAUUCUUAACGGAUGUGAGAAUGGCCGGUGUGUCCGGGUUCAGGAGGGUUACACCUGCGAAUGCUUUGAAGGAUACACACUCGACCUGUCCCGUAUGGUCUGCGUCGAUGUGAACGAGUGCUUAGAGCUGAACACCCGGAUGUUGUUGUGUAAAAACGGAAAAUGCAUCAACACUGCGGGCUCCUAUCAGUGCGAGUGUCUCCCAGGCUACAGGGCUUCUGACAAACCCAACUUCUGCGUGAAGUCAGACACACAUCAAACAUCCACACACACUCAGUGAGAAGAGGUGGAGACCAGUGGGGAGUGAGGGCCACAAAACCUUCACGCACAAGCUCCUUAUUGUCAUACUAAUGAGGACAUCCAUCAGUAUCCACAGCACUGAGUAGGAGAAGCAACAGUUAGCUUUCCUAUUCACAUGGUUCAGAGGAUUUGAACAUAAAAUCCCUAAUAUUGCUUUUCAUUUCUAUCACCAUGGACGGUUUAAUUAUGUUUUUAACUGCAACAUAUAAACAAACAGAGAACCAGCUGCACCUUCUAUCUUUGUAAAAUUAAAUUAUUAUGCCUGAAAGAUAAAUUGUUGUCCAGUUAAGUUUAACAAAUAGAUUUCUUGUCAUUUCUUAUGGUCAGAUAUGGUGAAAAUUAACUCUGUUCACCAAGGCUUUAAUGGAAAGGAUGUUUCUGAUUUAUUUUUGUUGGAUUUUCUGUUAAGUUUAAAAUUGACUUUGGUUUAAACAGUUUAUGAGAAACGAUGGAGAAUUAUGAAUAAAGUCGUAAUAUAAUGACAAUAAAGUCGCAAUAAUAUUAAAGUAAAAUUGCAGUAUUUUCAAAAUAAAAAGUUAUUUUAAUAAUACCAAAGCUUCAACAAAAUGAUCAACUAAGAUUAACCAAAAUGCAGCCCGA